UGCUCAACAUACUUGAUAAAUGAACAAUUAUAAUUAGGAUUAUGCUCAUUGUUGAUUAUAUGAGGAAAUGUGACAAACAUAACAAAUAUAUAUUCAAUAUUUUAAUUAAACUUUAUUGACAACAGUAUCGAUGGCCAACUGAUAAAGGCCCUACAAGGUGGUGUAAACCGGUAAAUGCCAUCUGACAGCUACGAGUGUAGAGUAGGCGUGACCCACCGACUCUGUCUCUGAUUGGUUAAUACUCGUUGGGUGUCUAACGGUCAGCCAAUCAGAGACGGUCUUGCCUCCGCCUUCUACGGAAAUAAGUCUGGUGCGGACGUGUGUGACAGUCAUUCAAAAAUGGCCUUGAGUUCGACACGUUCCUGAGUCUAAUCGUGUCUGAAUCAGGCCCGCAGAUUCAUCAUCAUCAUUUCAGUCGUGUUGUUUUUCUCACAUAAUAAUAUGAUGAAAGAAACACGGACGUAUCCCCACGUGAUAAAAAAGAAAACAGACAGCGGGCAAUGAACCCGGUGUUAUGCUGACCAAAGAGAAGAACAAUAAGAUACUGCAACCAUCCAAAAGGCUCGAGGAAGAAUGUCUGCGCGGUAAGUCGUCGUUGCAAUAGACGAUCUUUGUCGCUAGCUAAAGGGCUACCCGCUAACAAGUGACGAGUGGAAACCGGACCACGCCGCUCCUCGCUCCGGUAUGAUGCCAGGUGACAGCAACAUGACCUCCAUCGUUCAAAGAAUAGCUCGACAGGCUCUUAUCACCUUCAGGAACCCACCCCGUAUCGGCGAAGAGGCCGGCAAGUCUUUCCUGGAGAACGAGAGCAAACUGAAAAUUUUAAUGACGGAAGUGCGAGCGGCGGACCUGAAGCUGGCCCCGCGGAGAGGCGACAGCAGCUCGCCCGGUGUGUCCCCUGCGGUGCAGUACCACCACCACCUUCACGGCGGGCCCCCGGUCACCUACAUGCACAUCUGCGAGACGGACCAGUUCAGCAUGGGGGUGUUCCUGCUGAAAAGCGGCGCCUCUAUCCCGCUGCACGACCACCCGGGGAUGCACGGCAUGCUCAAAGUCCUGUACGGCAAGGUCAGGAUCCGCUGCUUCGACCGGCCGGAGCGACCUGCCGGCGGCACGCAGGCGGCGGCGGCGCCCGCGCUGCCCCCGGCCCAGAUGGGCGCUCUGUGGCGCUCCUUGCUCGGCUCCAACGACGAGCUCACGGAGGAGAGCGGCCCCUGCGUCCUCUCGCCCGGCCAGGACAACCUUCACCAGAUCGACGCCGUGGACGGCCCGACGGCGUUCAUGGACAUCCUGGCCCCGCCCUACGACCCGGACGAGGACCGGGACUGUCACUACUACAAGGUCCUGGCCGAAGGGAAGGUUCGAGACACGAAGGAGAAGGAGGCCUGGCUCCUGGAGAUCUCGCAGCCCGCGCACUUCUGGUGCGGAGGGGAGCCGUACCCGGGCCCGGAGGUCUGCCUCUGAUCCACCUGACUCGCCCUGUCUCCCCUUUGUCCAGGCGUUGCUAAAGGUGAAAUGUAAUGACUAAAGUUUCCAUCUCACUUUUCUCAAAUUGGAGCCUCAGGCAAAACUAAACAACAUCAUGUUCGUCCUGUAAUCUCUCUCUCUAUGUCUGUUUUUAAGGAUCUUAUGAGCAUAAAAGCACUUACACAAGUUGAGUAAUGUCACUACUAUUACAGUUUUCAGAUAUUUAUUUGAACCCAAAGGGAACGCAAUUAAUUUUUUGGAUUCGAUGCAUUUUGUUUUUGGUCCCUAAUUCCUAUGAUGUCAUCCCAAGUCCAGAGUUGCCACUGUAGUCUCUAAAAUAUCUAACAUUUUGAGUCUGCAAGUGUUGAUGACUUGACAGCUGUAACAAGAGAGAGGACUUGAAGGCCUCUUACAUCUCCUUAAAAGUGUCCUCAUCACACGUGCACCUCUGACUUAGUUUAGUAUCAUUGUGUGAACCUCUAAAGGAGAAUAUCACCAAUCGGCCGAGAGGUUUAAGGGAAAAGCAUCAAAAUUGGAGCAGUCGAUGUGAGCAGUGUCCUAAAAAUAAGACCAUGUGAAGUAUUUUUGCAGGAAAAAUACAAAUAAAUGUCAAAUUGAUGUUGUUCAGGGUGCUGAUGCUGCAUUCAAGACAGUCGGGAAGUCUGCUGCUUGCAUGUUUAGUCAAACUUGGUGCUUCAAGUUUCAAUAAUACAAUGUCAAUUUGGAGAACACUGAUCACUUUACUGAGAAAUCCUUUUUUUUAAAUAACCUUUUAUAUACAUAAUUUUACUGUCAGUGUUGCAUGAAAUACUUUAUUUUGGUAUGAAGCCAAGUCAUUAAAAAGUCAUAAAUGUGCAGUACAAACAGUUGCUGUCUGUUGCAUGAGGGAUUUAUGCAUUUCAGUUUUUCCCCACGCUGCAGCACGAAAACAUAAUAGCCAGAGUUACAAUCUACCUGUUGGGAAUUCCAGACUUCCGGCUGCGCCUUGAGUGCAGCAUUGAAUAAUCAGUGUGUCCCCAACCCGAGUGGAGCUGAGCUGAGUCGCCUCGGAGGAAGUGGCCCUGGACCAACGAGGGACUUGUGUCCAUGUGUUUCUCAUCGUCUUCAGGCUUUGUGUUCCAGUCGGAUUAAGAACGGAAUCUUCAGGUCUCUUUCUUUUUUUUGAAAGCUCAAAAACUUCUCCCGGUUUAUUUUGCGUUGUUCAAUACUCUAGAAAGUGUAGAGUGGCUUUUUGUAGUUUAGUUUGAUCCUCGGGUUUGUGAUUUGUACAGCGGACUGGUUUUCAGGAGGCUGGUUGAAGGAUGUGCACUUCAGCUUCUCGCCACAAGGUUUGACUGUUAGAGCUUUUCACUAUUUGGCCACCAUGUUUAAUUAAUUGUCGGUGUGAUUACAAUUUAUGUUUGAAUGAAUCAGAAAUGCAAAGGUUUGGGUUCAUCAUCCUGUCUAGAGUGAAAGGUGCUCUGCAGCAAUGAAGUGAAGCUUGAAGCGUAACGAUGUGGUUCAAUGUACAUUUCAUUUGAUGAGGUCAGUUUGCACUAUCCAGAAAUAAAUGAUUAUUCUGAAACUAGUGGUGAAAGACAGUAAAGCAUGUAUUUGAAAUGUGAAAUUGUGCUUUUCAGAUGUAAUUUGCAAUAAAAAAAAGAAAAUCUGUGA
Messenger RNA from Pseudoliparis swirei, 3120 nucleotides. RefSeq names its product 2-aminoethanethiol (cysteamine) dioxygenase b (gene adob). The transcript is spliced from 2 exons. Gene Ontology annotation, cellular component: mitochondrion. Gene Ontology annotation, molecular function: oxidoreductase activity, acting on single donors with incorporation of molecular oxygen, incorporation of two atoms of oxygen. The record is from RefSeq and is a predicted model, not a curated record. NCBI's taxonomy places the organism in Eukaryota, Metazoa, Chordata, Actinopteri, Perciformes, Liparidae. Bases 685 to 1464 code for a protein of 259 amino acids.